This is a messenger RNA of Meloidogyne enterolobii, 672 nucleotides long. The record is from the annotation of a GenBank genome assembly. NCBI's taxonomy places the organism in Eukaryota, Metazoa, Nematoda, Chromadorea, Rhabditida, Meloidogynidae.
AUGAAAACUAAUAUUUUUUUCUUAAACUUAAGAUUAAAUUAUAAACACAAACCAACAGAAUACGAAAAUUUAAAAAUCAAAAUUACUGAUCUACUCACUCAAUACAAAAACUUUGUUGAUGUCAUUCCUAGUAACAAGCCUCAUGGUGAUGUAACACACCAACAAUCAUUUUCAAUAAACAACGGAGAACAUUCCAAUAGAAUUAUUCCCGACAAAGAAAGCCACACAAAUCCCCAAUCAGUUCCUCUUCUUAAUCAACAUGAAGUUGCUGUUAAUAAUUUUUUUAAAAAUUUGGAUGAUAUAACAGCAAAAACUAAAAAAUUUGGAAAAAAACUUGUUGAUAUUAAAAAAUAUAUGGGAAAGAAUAAAUUGGUUAAAAAUGAAUUAUACCAAAAUAAUUUUGCAGAAAUAAUCGAGGAAAAAAUGAAAUUUCUUUUAAAAAAUUGGGAGAAAAUAUUUGAGGAUAUUUUGGGAGAUAAAGAAGAAAUUAAAGUGAUUUUCAAGAAUUCUGGACAUCAAUUUGUUGGGUAUUGCCUUUCCCAACGAUUUCUUGAAGCAUUUAAUGAAGAUGGAGGAGUUAACAUUAAAGCAUUCAUAGACAACAAUUCACUACAAAAAUAUGCUCAAAAACUUGCUAAAAUUGUUAAAAAUAAUCCUUUUAAUAUAAAGUAA